AUGGCUGGGAGCUGUCCAACGCCGUUCCUUAGGCGGUAUUUUUUUGUUCUCGCAAACGGUGGAUUAUCCCAAAAGAAAAAGAACAGCGAGUUAAAUAAAAUUCAACAACUAUAUGCUUUGGCCAAUAUCUUGAUAAUCCAAACCAAACCAAACAGUAUGGAACUUGUUAGAUUUAGGUGGGUUAGAUUUAGACUCACACAGCUCUGCUGGUUUUCCCUCGUUGACCCCGUCAUCUUUCUCUUGUCUUUAUCUAAUGAAAGAUUCCUUCAAAUUUUCCGUGAAUUGUCCGACGUUUUGGCAGAAAGAUUUAUCGGAUCUGAAGGUUGCGCUCCCAAACGGAGAGGAGGUCUUCUUUCUAGUCAAAAUUUGGGACCGAGUUGGCCAUGGGAUACAAAGUUCGGCCGGUGGUUGUAUAGUUGGAAAGGCGAGGAUUUCGGCCCGGUUCUGAGGACGUGCUCGGUGUUAAAGAGGUCGGCCCGACCUCGAGGUCGGGCUCGUUGA
Messenger RNA from Striga asiatica, 501 nucleotides. Lineage: Eukaryota; Viridiplantae; Streptophyta; Magnoliopsida; Lamiales; Orobanchaceae. The record is from the annotation of a GenBank genome assembly.